This is a messenger RNA of Trichosporon asahii var. asahii CBS 2479, 1725 nucleotides long. Its product is annotated as L-lactate dehydrogenase (cytochrome). NCBI's taxonomy places the organism in Eukaryota, Fungi, Basidiomycota, Tremellomycetes, Trichosporonales, Trichosporonaceae. The record is from RefSeq and is a predicted model, not a curated record. Gene Ontology annotation, biological process: lactate metabolic process. Bases 1 to 1725 code for a protein of 574 amino acids. Gene Ontology annotation, molecular function: heme binding; L-lactate dehydrogenase (cytochrome) activity. The transcript has 6 exons.
AUGCUGGCCUCGACGAGAACCGCUACGAGGGCGCUCAACACCGCCCGCCCCCUGCUCCGCCAGAGCUUCCGCGGCGUCGCAACCCAGGCUGCUGGCCCGAGUCGCAACGAGUACUCGCGACGCAAUGGACGCUGGGCGUUCGGCGCCGCCGCCCUCGCCCUCCCGGAGAUCAAGCUCGACUCGUCGGUCGAGACGCCCCGCGACCAGCUUCCGAUUAUUCACCCGUCCGAGAUCGUUAAGCGCAAGACCGGCCCUGAGGUUUGGGUCGUCAUCGACGGCCUCGUCUAUGACAUGUCUGGGUUCGUGGAGGGCCACCCCGGUGGUGCGGACAUCAUCAUGCACAACCGCUCCUACGACGUGACCCCUUUGUUCAAGCCGCGACACCCUUCCGACCAGCUCCUCCCCGGCCACCUCCCGGACUCAGUGCGCGUUGUUGGUCGCGUCGUCGGUUCUCCCGAGGAGCUCCACGAGAUCGCCCUGCCGAUCUCGAAGGCUGAGCUCGAGGAGAUGGAGCGUGUCGAGAAGGCGCGCAAGGAGAUGGAGGAGAAGGGCCUCGGUGGCGUUAUCAACAUGAAGAGGCUCGCCGAGAACAUGGUCAGCAAGGUCUGCUGGGCCUACUACGCUUCCGCAGGUGACGACGAGAUCACCAAGAAUGCCAACGGCUCUGUCUACCAAAAGGUCCUUUUCCGCCCCCGCGUCCUCCGCAAGGUUCGCGAUGCCGACGCCUCGACCGAGCUCAUGGGCUGCCCCUCGUCUCUCCCCAUCUACAUCGCCCCCGCCGCCAUGGCCAAGCUCGGCCACCCCGACGGAGAGCUGAACCUCACCCGCGGCGCCGGCACCACCGGCAUCAUCCAGGGCAUCUCCUCGAACGCCUCGUGCAGCAUGGACGAGAUGCUCGCCGAGCGUGAGGAGGGUCAGCCGCUCUUCUACCAGCUCUACGUCAACCGUGACCGUGCGCAGGCCGAGGAGCUCGUCAAGAAGAUCAACAAGGGCAAGUUCAACGCCAUUAUGCUCACUGCCGACGCCCCCGUCGGUGGCAAGCGCGAGCGUGACCUCCGCCUUAAGGGUGACUUUGAGGGACCCGCUGGCGGUGUCUCCAUCAAGUCGGACGACGCCAAGGGUGUCUCCCAGGCCAUGUUCGCCGGCGUCGACCCUGACCUCAACUGGGACGACAUCAAGUGGCUCCGCGGCAUUACUGACAUUCCUAUCAUGGUAAAGGGUAUUCAGACAGUCGAGGACGCCCUUAUGGCCUACAAGGCCGGCUGCGACGGUAUCGUUAUCUCGAACCACGGUGGACGCCAGCUCGACACCACCCGUCCCUCGCUUGACGUCCUCCUUGAGAUCCGCAAGCACGCCCCCCAGCUCCUCCGUCCUGAGUUCCGUGCCCCCACCGGUCUCUCGAAGGAGGCUCUUGAGCAUCCCGACCGCCUGACUCCCCCCGACGCUCCGGGCAAACAGGAGCGCAAGUUCGACAUUUUCAUCGACGGCGGUGUCACCCGCGGUACUGAGGUCGUUAAGGCUCUCUGCCUCGGCGCGAACGGUGUCGGUGUCGGCCGUGGAUUCCUCUAUGCCCAGUCUGUUGCCGGCGAGGAGGGAGUCGAGCACGCCGUCGGUAUCUUCAAGUCCGAGAUCGAGCUCACCCUCCGUCUCCUCGGCGCCAACAAGAUCUCGGACCUCAGGCCGUCCAUGGUCGAGGUCACCGAGCAGCCGCCUGUCCGCUGGUAA